Molecule: messenger RNA, 822 nt
Organism: Cyclocybe aegerita
Lineage: Eukaryota; Fungi; Basidiomycota; Agaricomycetes; Agaricales; Hemipholiotaceae
Source: the annotation of a GenBank genome assembly
AUGUCGGACGCUACGCAGUACGAGAAAACACCGCGAAGCACGGUCAAUCGCCUCAAGCAGCGAGCUGUAUAUGACCAGGAAACCAUCCGUUCGAUCAUCGACACAUCGCCCAUUUUACAUGUCUCGUUCCUUCCGGUACACCCCUCCGACGACCCAUUCCCGACAAUCCUCCCCAUGCUAGGCUGCUUCGGUGCGUACACGGCGCCGAACGCGGAGCUCCAGUCCGCGCCGGCCAUCUACCUCCACGGACACUCAGCAUCCCGCUUCUUCAAGCUCCCUGGAAACACCUCGUCCUGGGCCGCAGAGGAGGGACUCCCAGGACUCCCCGUCUGCGUCGCCGCAACGCACAUCGACGGUCUCGUCCUCGCACUGACGCCGUUUAACCACUCUUCCAACUACCGAAGCGCAGUUGUGCAUGGAUAUGCACAGCUCGUCACGGACGCCGCGGAGAAGGAUUAUGCGCUGACGCUGAUCACGGAUAACAUCGUCCCUGAGCGCUGGGCGAAUUCGCGCGUGCCGCCCACGGAGGCAGAGAUGAAAACGACGAGCGUGAUCCGCGUAGAUGUGGUAAGCGCCAGUGCGAAGGUCAGAGCGUACACGGCAGGGAACGAUAAGGCAGACCUUGAGGAUGAGAGCGUCGUUGGGAAGGUUUGGACAGGCGUCGUGCCGAUGUGGACGCAGUAUGGCGAGCCGGUGCCCGCUGUAGAGAAUCGCGUCAGUCGUGUUCCGGAACAUGUCGCAAGAGUCAUAGAAGAAAGGAACGCAGAGGGUGAGCAAUGGGCAAAGGAUAUUGCGACGAGGAAAGCUCCGAAGAAGACGUAG